Molecule: messenger RNA, 2946 nt
Organism: Dictyostelium discoideum AX4
Lineage: Eukaryota; Evosea; Eumycetozoa; Dictyosteliales; Dictyosteliaceae
Product: armadillo-like helical domain-containing protein
Exons: 9
Coding region: 1-2946 (981 amino acids)
Biological process (GO): protein import into nucleus; intracellular protein transport; nuclear export
Molecular function (GO): small GTPase binding
Source: RefSeq, a predicted model, not a curated record
AUGAGCACACUAAAAAUUUCAAAUGAAUCAACAUCAUCGACCAAUAGUAAUAAUAAUGUAAUAGUAUCAACACCAUCUUCACCACCCCAACAAUCAAAUAAUAAUAGUAAUAAUAAUAAUAAUAAUAACAAUAAUAAUAAUAAUAAUAAUGUUAAUAUAGUUACACCAAGUAUCGAACAAAUUGAAAAAGUAUUACAAACAUUGUUUACCCACCAUGAUAAUAAUUUACAAAAUGAAGCUAAUAAAUGGUUAUUAGAAUUUCAAAAUCAUCAAAAUAUAGUACCAAUUUGUUUAGAAUUAAUAAAGAGUAACCAACCAUUCUUUUCACAAUUCUUUGGUAUUCAAACAUUAUAUAUAAAGAUUCACAGUGAGUGGGAAUCCAAAUGGAGUGAUGAAUUUAGAGUAAACAUUAAAAAUAUAAUUUAUUCACGUUUUCUUUCUGAAAAGGAUCAAAUUAAUCAAGUUUUCACUUCAAAAAUUUGUUCUUGUUUAUCUGCUGUUAGGAUUCAUAGUUUACCAAGACUAUGGGAACAUUGUAUAGAUGAUAUGUUAAAAUUAUUACAUAGUAGCGAAUCAUCAGAAUCAAUUAAAAGGAGUUCAUUGGAUAUAUUAUGUUUAUUACCAUUAGAGUUUGAAACUGUAAUCUUAUCAAACUCUAGAAGAACAGCAAUCAAAGAAGAUUUUUAUGGUCACUCUGAACAAGUGAUCAAUACAAUCUCAAAUUUUUUAUCUUUAAAUAUUUCAAGUCAAUUCAAUAUAUUAUUAUUAAAAUGUGUAAGACAUUGGAUUAGAUUUUCAAAUUCAAAGGUCUUAAUUAAAGCAAAUUUAUUAAAUAAUAUUUUUAAAAUUAUAAAUAAUCAAGAAACUAUAAUAGAGUGUUUAAGUUUAAUUGGUGAUUUAAUUAAUUUCCAUACAUAUAUUUCUUUAAUUUCAACCAAUGCACGUCCAGCACAAAAUAAUCAAAUUCCAGAUCAAGCAAAUUUUCAACAUUUAAUUGCACCAACUAUUAAAGUAUUAAUGGGAUUAAAACCAAUGUAUGAAGAAUCAAUUCAAAAUGAUAACUUAUUUAUUUGUAGAGCAUUUGCAGAUGUAUUAUCACAAAUAGUUGAAUGUUAUGCACCAAUUAUGUUAGAUGUAAAUAUUUUAGAAGUUCAACAAUGUUUAACAUUUUUAUUAGAGCUUUGUUCACAUCCAAAUAAAGAGAUUUCAGAGAUUACAUUUGAUGCAUGGUCAUUACAUAGUGAACAUGCUUCACUUUUAGAUGCUUCAACUGCUGGUGAACCAUUUCAAAAAUUAUAUGCAAAAUUACUUCAACUUUUAUUAGAAAGAUCUUCUUAUCCUUCAAAUAUUGAAAAAGUUAGACCAAAUAGUGAUUUAGCAGAUGAUGUUUCCAAUUAUAGAAAUAAUGUUUGUGAUAUUAUUGUAUCAUGUUUUGAAAUGAUUGGAGCUGAUCAAUUUAUAGAAUAUACACAAAAUUUAUUAAAGAAUCAAUGUAAAUCAUGGCAAUCAUUUGAAGUUGUUUAUUAUGUAUUUAGAUGUGUUUGUUCAAAUGUAAUAGAGGAUGAUGAUCCAAAUAAAGCAGCAUGGAUAUUAUCAUAUUCACUUCAAUUACCAUAUCAUUCAACUUUAUCUUUAACAAUUUUAUAUCUUUUAGAGGAUUAUGGUGAAUUCAUUUCAGAAUCUGAUUUAUUAACACCAUCUUUUAAUUAUAUUUUAAGUUUAAUUCAACAUGAAGAAAUUAGAUUACCAACUUUGAAAAUGUUAUCUAGUUUUGCAGAUAAAUUUGGAGAUAGAUUAUAUAAAAAAGUUGAUAAUGUUUUUAAAACGGUUGAACCAAUUAAUAGUAUAUUAACUAUUGAAGAGCAAAAAACUUAUAUAGACUCAAUUUUAAAGUUAUUAGAUCAAAUGUCAUCAGAAAAGGUACCACCUUAUUUAUCAAGAUUGGUAAAUCCAAUUUCAGCUUCAUUAAAACAAUUGGUAUUAUUAUCAAAUGAUAAUUAUCAAGAAAAGAGUCAAUUACUUAUAAAUGGUUUAUCAAUUUUAGAAUCAACUUUAAAUUUUCCAGAAGAUUCAAAUUUAUUAUUUAAAGAAUUUAUAAUAUCAAUUUGGGGGAUUUUAGAGGAGAUUAAUCAUUUAGCAGUAUUAAAUUUCGAUGUUUUAUUAUUGGAACAAUUAUGGAUGGUAUUUUGGAAGAUAAUAAUGGAGUUGGAAAAACAAUUUACAUUUUUAGAUAAUACAUUCCAAUUAUUAUUAUCAAUAAUAAAUCAAUUUAAAACUAUUGGUUCAUCAGUUUAUCAAGUGAUUGAUCUUUUAAUUGACUUUUUUGGUAAAGAUCAAAAUUAUCAAAAUCAUUUCAUAAAUUUAAUAGGAACAUUAAUCAAUAGAUCUCUACCAAUUUUAAUUGAAAAUGGUAGUUCAAGUAUACCAACUAUAACAAGAAUUUAUAAAACAUUAUUAAAGACACUAGAAAAAUGUCCAAGUGCAUUUAAUUCAUCACCAAAUUUAAUUCAAGUAAUAGAUUUAUCAAUAGAAUUUUUAUUAAAUAUGGAAAAUGAGUCUAUAAAGAGUAUUCUCGAUUUCCUAAAUCAAUUAUUUAUUGUAAUGAAUCCUCACGAAUCCUUAUUACAAAAUUAUAGCGCAAGAAUUUUAACAAAUACUUUUAAAGCAUUGGUCAAUGAUCAAAGUAGAGAAUUAAUUAAUCAAAUUUCUUUAUUUUUAUAUCGUUGGAUUUCCAAAUAUUCAUCAAUUGAUCAUCAAAAAAUUUUAUUAGAAUGCUUUAUUCAAUCAACUUGGUUACCAAUUGAUACUCCUUUCUUUGAAAGAGAAAGACUUUCAAAACUUUUAUUACUCACAAAUCAAUCAAAGUUUAAAGCUCUUUUAACCGAUAUUUCUGCUGUUUGUAAUAACCAAAUGACAUGGGAUGUGUUUUUAGGUUAUGAAAUGUAA